AUGUCCGAUGGAUGUGAUGCUUUGUGGGACGUCUCGCUGCAUGACUUGCGGGCCGUCUACGACCCUGAGAUGCACUUAUCUAUGCUGCGGGACAGCCGGCGACACCAAUUCUAUGACCAGUGCCUGGCAAAGCACGUCAGCGAGCUGCGGGGCAAGGUCGUCAUCGACGUGGGCGCAGGCACUGGCAUCCUUUCCGCCCUGGCAGUCAGAGGGGGAGCCGCGCAAGUGCAUGCGGUGGAGGCCCUCCCAGAGCUCUGCAAGCUUAUCCCCAAAGUCCUGGCGGGCGCCCUGCCCAAGGAGGAG
This is a messenger RNA of Symbiodinium natans, 303 nucleotides long. Lineage: Eukaryota; Dinophyceae; Suessiales; Symbiodiniaceae. The record is from the annotation of a GenBank genome assembly.